AUGCGGUUCUCUUCUGUGUUUUUGUCAUGCAGCUUGGCUUUCGUGGCUGCUGCCCACCCCGGCCCCCAUGCUGAGCCAUUGGAAGCUGAAAUGGCGCACAAGGCAAAGCUCUCCGCCCGCUGUGCGCAGCAUGUCGCUCAGUUUAACGCAAAACGUUGGAAAAGGGACCUCGGCGCGCCUGGAAACACCACUGUCCAGAUUCAUACGCAGGCCCCCUUUUACGAGAUUUUGCAGAAUGACACUUGCGUUCUCACCCCUGAGGUCACUGCAGGCCCCUACUACUGGCCACGGUCUCAGACCCUUCGGCAGGAUAUGACCGAAGAUCAGGUUGGAGUGCCUCUGUGGCUAGAUAUUGGAGUUAUGGAUAUGGCCACCUGCGCUCCUUUAGAGGGUGUGAUGGUUGACUUCUGGCACUGCAAUGCGACGGGAAGCUACUCUAGUUUCACCGAGUUGUCUGCCAAUACCAAGUUUUCUCAAGUUCUUGCCGAAGAGGGCAAGAACAUCUCGGACUUUGUUGUGGGCAGCACGGACAUUCAUACCGACUCCGAAACUUGGCUUCGGGGCAUGUGGCCAACUGACAAACAUGGAAUGAUGCAGAUGAAGACUAUCUUUCCAGGUAAAAGAAAAACCCCCAUGUCACGCGAUCUCAGACAAGAGAAGUUCUUUCAAGCUAACAUGUCGAUAUCGGUAGGUUUCUACAUUGAGAGGGCAAUCCAUAUCCACGUUCAAGUUCACACCGACUGGACUACUCGCGAAAACGGAACCCUGGUCUUCGAGAACACCGUCAGCACCGGACAAUUGUACUUCGACGAAAAGUUGGAAGAGAAGAUUAUGGCAUUGGAGCCUUAUGCCUCCCAUACUCAAAUUAACCGCACCCGCAAUGAUGUGGAUAUGGAGUUUUCCAAGGGUACUAAGAAUGGGUACAACCCAAUUGUCUCCGUUGUGCCUCUCGAUGAGCAUGACCUUUCGAAGGGAUUGAUUGGAUACAUCACAAUUGGAGUGGAUACCUCGGCUGUUGAGGAUGAACAUUGGUCUGCAUCUUAA
This is a messenger RNA of Penicillium longicatenatum, 1044 nucleotides long. RefSeq names its product intradiol ring-cleavage dioxygenase. The transcript has a single exon. Gene Ontology annotation, molecular function: ferric iron binding; oxidoreductase activity, acting on single donors with incorporation of molecular oxygen, incorporation of two atoms of oxygen. Lineage: Eukaryota; Fungi; Ascomycota; Eurotiomycetes; Eurotiales; Aspergillaceae. The record is from RefSeq and is a predicted model, not a curated record. Bases 1 to 1044 code for a protein of 347 amino acids.